AUGCAAAGGAAGGGAGUUAAGAAUGGAAUUUAUAAAGUUUUCUUUUGUAUUUCACUGAAAAAAGUGUUCAGCGUCCAAAUUUAGUUCUAAGAAUGUUGCUAUUUCAUGAUUUUGAUUAUUCUCUCAAAAAAUUAGGAAAUGAAUUAAGUUUGCAAAAUGAUUAUGGUUCUCAAAAAAUAUAGGAAGAGAAGGAUUUAAAAUUCUUUACUAAAAGAAUUGAUUGUCAUAAAAUUUGUUUAAUAUCAAAAAUAGAAGAUGCAUCUUUGUACAAUAUAUUUCUUUCUAAAAUUCAUAGCAUUAGCUAUUUAUAUGAAGGAUACUAUGGCUUUUUUGUUAUGGAAGAAUACUUAAAGCUUUUGA
Tetrahymena thermophila SB210 is the source of this 360-nucleotide messenger RNA. Its product is annotated as transmembrane protein, putative. The record is from RefSeq and is a predicted model, not a curated record. The transcript is spliced from 3 exons. Lineage: Eukaryota; Ciliophora; Oligohymenophorea; Hymenostomatida; Tetrahymenidae.